AUGUACACCCUUUACUUAAUGUUUUGUUCUCCUUUUAAAAAGAGUAAAAACCCUGACACGGGGUGUGAGUUUCCUGAAUGGGUUACAGUCCCCCGUCACUGGCACACUCUUGACGACAGCGUGUCCUACGUCUUCAGCGACCAGAACAACAGUUUUCGGAUAAAUCAUCAUAACUCUGAUUAUUCUGAUACAACGGUAUCUUGUGCUAAAGAGGUUGUUAGUUCAGCAAACACCACUGUCGUGGUUGCCUACAGCACAUCAGGGUGUGAAAACGGGUUCGUGUGUAUAAGUUUUCACCUUCGGGAUAAGCACAUCACAGAACUCCAAAUUGGAAAAUUCGCUCGGAGAGUUGAAGAUGCUUGUCAACCACCGAUUCACAUUCCUGGAAUCCAGGAGUACAUCACCUUAGUGACCUCUACUCCCGAUACUGACCAUUGUCCAGCACUGACAGAAACAAAUGGGCUUCGUAUAGAGCCAGGCCAUCUAAGCUCUCUACCAGAGAAAUGCACCAAAUACACCACAGAUAUGGUCGGUUGUCGAAGCGACUAUACCUUAGAAUUCUUGACGACCUGUUCUUCUUAUCGAGAUUUAAAACGUUUUCAGUGCCAUGGAACAUGGGAAGAGAAGGGCCGAACGUAUAUAGUGACAGGACUUGAAGAAUCUCGGCGAAAAGUUUGUUUUGUGUUCUUCGCCCGUUCACGGGUAACUCUGAUGUCAGGUUUACACGGCACUUGUUCACGUAGUGUUCAGCCCGGCGUUACAGGCAACAUAACCUUUAAUAUUACAGCAGCAGGUGACUGUGACUAUCCUUUAAACCCAGCGGCCAGCUUUACGUAUUCGGCAUGUUUAAUAUUGGCUUUUUCAUUAGCUCUCACAAGAUACAUUCGGUGAUCGGCUAGCUGUGAACAAUCCUUCCGGAAGCUUCCGUUUUCCAGGAAAGACUAGAAGAUCAAUUAAGUGCCUCUUUGUCGAAACCCUCUCAUGGUUGUUGAACGAAUUUCAGAACAGUGACUAGUCUUUCAAAGCACCUUCCCACUUUUGUUUUUCAGAAUAUGUCGUAGAACACAACAAAUGCCAUCUAAGUUGUGAAUAACUUAUUGGACAUUUAAAAAUAAUAAUCAAUGUAAUUACCUGUGUUGUGAAGAAUCAAAUAAAUCGUUCUAGAGGUUUGAUUUGAUUCUAAAACCCCUAAAGUUCGUAAAAUAAAGACUGUGAAAAGAUAUAUUUCUAUGAUGGUAUGAAUACUUGUAAGUAUAUGACUAUUUCAAAAUGGCCUACGUUAUCGUAGGCACGAGGACCAAUGAUAUGGAUUUGUUGUGGGAAAGUUACAGCUGCAUUCAGAAUAACAGUGGAUAAUCAUCUAUACAUUAAUAUUUUUGUUGCGGUAUGUGACGUAAUUUGAUUGAGAACAUUAGAAAUUGUUAAGGUUAUGUUGAAUCUCGAAACACUCAUUUUUCUAAGAAGUCGCUAAGUUGAGAGAAGAAACAAAAGGCUUGAAAGUUACACUUGCUUUACAAAUUAUAUAUAUAUGAAAACUCAAACGUUUACUCCAAAAUUAGGAGUUUUGUGGUCAAAUUCGAUCCCAGUAUUAAUAUAUUUAUAUUUGGCCUUUUAAUCACGCUAACGUAUUUCUAAAGGCUGUUGUUGUUGUUGUUUUGAAGUUGAGCACAAAGCUACACAAUGGGCUAUCUGUG
This is a messenger RNA of Limulus polyphemus (Atlantic horseshoe crab), 1694 nucleotides long. RefSeq lists its product as uncharacterized. The transcript is spliced from 8 exons. NCBI's taxonomy places the organism in Eukaryota, Metazoa, Arthropoda, Merostomata, Xiphosura, Limulidae. The record is from RefSeq and is a predicted model, not a curated record. The coding region runs from base 1 to 891 and encodes 296 amino acids.